UCGAAUUGAGGAACGUAAUGGCGGAAAACCUGCCAGUGGUGGACGAGUGCUGAGGCUUUCUCUAUGUUUAUAUAUACAUUAUACUCGAUAAAUCCAGUCCCUCACAAACUUGUGGUCUCUGAUAUUCUGGAAGCAUGGCGUCCACCGCGGCGGGGAAGCAAAGAAUACCGAAAGUGGCGAAGGUGAAAAAUAAAGCCCCGGCAGAGGUGCAGAUCACUGCCGAGCAGCUGCUUAGAGAGGCAAAGGAGAGGGAACUUGAGCUUCUUCCUCCACCGCCCAAACAGAAGAUCACUGAUGAAGAGGAGUUAAAUGACUACAAAUUACGCAAACGCAAGGGAUUUGAAGACAAUAUCAGAAAGAACAGAACUGUCAUAAGCAACUGGAUAAAGUACGCACAAUGGGAGGAGAGCCUGAAGGAAAUACAGAGAGCUCGUUCUAUCUACGAGCGAGCGCUGGACGUAGAUCACAGAAACGUGACGCUAUGGCUGAAAUACGCAGAGAUGGAGAUGAAGAACCGACAGGUCAAUCAUGCUCGAAACAUCUGGGACCGAGCCAUAACCAUCUUGCCCCGGGUCAACCAGUUCUGGUACAAAUACACCUAUAUGGAGGAGAUGCUGGGGAACGUAGCGGGCUGCAGGCAGGUGUUUGAACGCUGGAUGGAGUGGGAGCCAGAAGAACAGGCCUGGCACUCUUACAUCAACUUUGAGCUGCGCUACAAGGAGGUGGAGAAAGCCCGCAUCAUCUACGAGAGAUUUGUGAUCGUUCACCCUGAAGUGAAGAACUGGAUCAAAUAUGCUCGCUUUGAGGAUAAGCAUGGCUAUAUCGCUCAUGCGAGGAAAGUGUUUGAGAGAGCUGUGGAGUUCUUUGGUGAGGAGCAUAUUGAUGAAAACCUCUUUGUCGCCUUUGCUAAAUUCGAGGAGAAGCAGAAAGAGUUUGAGCGAGUUCGGGUCAUCUAUAAGUACUCCCUGGACAGAAUCCCCAAACAGCAGGCCCAAGAGCUCUUCAAGAACUACACUGUGUUCGAGAAGAAGUUUGGAGACAGGAGAGGAAUAGAGGAUGUCAUUGUCAGUAAGAGGCGGUUUCAGUAUGAGGAGGAGGUCAAGGCAAACCCACACAACUACGAUGCCUGGUUUGAUUACCUGCGCCUGGUGGAGAGUGAUGCGGAUGUGGACACAGUCAGAGAGGUGUAUGAAAGAGCCAUCGCUAACAUUCCCCCCAUCCAAGAAAAGAGACAUUGGAGACGCUAUAUUUACCUCUGGAUCAACUAUGCUUUGUAUGAGGAACUGGAGGUCAAGGAUCCUGAGAGAACACGGCAGGUGUAUCAGGCAUGUCUGGAGCUCAUCCCUCACAAAAAGUUCACUUUUGCCAAAAUUUGGCUGCUGUAUGCCCAGUUUGAAAUUCGUCAGAAGAACUUGCAGAAUGCCAGACGAGGCCUGGGCACAGCCAUAGGCAAAUGCCCAAAAAACAAGCUGUUUAAGGGCUACAUAGAGCUGGAACUGCAGUUAAGAGAGUUUGACCGCUGCAGAAAACUGUAUGAGAAGUAUCUGGAGUUUGGCUCGGAGAACUGCACCACCUGGAUCAAAUUUGCCGAGUUGGAGACUAUCCUGGGUGAUACCGAAAGAGCACGGGCCAUAUUUGAGCUGGCCAUUGACCAGCUUCGGCUGGACAUGCCAGAAGUGCUGUGGAAAUCUUACAUCGACUUUGAGAUUGAGCAGGAGGAGUAUGAAAAAACACGAGGGCUCUAUAAGAGGCUGUUACAGCGCACGCAGCAUGUCAAGGUCUGGAUCAGUUAUGCCCAGUUCGAGCUGUCUGUGGACAGUGAGGACAGGCUGCAGAGGUGCAGGCAGGUGUAUGAGGAAGCCAACAAGAGCCUACGAAACUGUGAGGAGAAGGAGGAGAGGCUGAUGCUGCUGGAGUCCUGGAGAGACUUUGAGCAGGAGUUUGGCACAUUUGCCAACAAGGACAGAGUGAGGAAACUACUGCCAGAGAAGGUGAAGAAGAGGAGGAAGCUCACAGCAGAGGAUGGGUCGGAUGCAGGAUGGGAGGAGUAUUAUGACUACAUCUUCCCAGAAGAUGCUGCCAAUCAGCCCAACCUCAAACUGCUGGCCAUGGCCAAGAUGUGGAAGAAACAGCAAGACCAAGAGGAGCCGAAGCCAUCAGAAGAACAAGAGACAGAAGAGGAGGAGAGAAGUGGCCCCUCAAAACCAGGAGAUGAGGAAGAGGAGGAUACAGGAGCACAGGAACCUAAAGAGAGCGCAUAUGAUGAUCGUGAUGACAGCGACAGCAGUACUAGUAGUGACAGUGAGAGCGAGAGUGAUGAGGAAAACACUGAAAGCAGAAAAGAGAGCAAGACAGCUGCUGCAGAGGAAGACUAAAGUCAGUGAGAUUUUUUUGUUUUAUUCCUUGAACUGAUGUGAUCUGCUUUUUACAUAAAGUAUUCUUUUGUAACAAAAUAAAAAGGGAAAAUUAAA
Pygocentrus nattereri (red-bellied piranha) is the source of this 2471-nucleotide messenger RNA. RefSeq names its product crooked neck pre-mRNA splicing factor 1 (gene crnkl1). Gene Ontology annotation, cellular component: post-mRNA release spliceosomal complex; precatalytic spliceosome; Prp19 complex. Gene Ontology annotation, molecular function: protein binding. The transcript is spliced from 14 exons. Gene Ontology annotation, biological process: mRNA splicing, via spliceosome; spliceosomal complex assembly. Lineage: Eukaryota; Metazoa; Chordata; Actinopteri; Characiformes; Serrasalmidae. Bases 135 to 2375 code for a protein of 746 amino acids. The record is from RefSeq and is a predicted model, not a curated record.